Molecule: messenger RNA, 1911 nt
Organism: Puccinia triticina
Lineage: Eukaryota; Fungi; Basidiomycota; Pucciniomycetes; Pucciniales; Pucciniaceae
Exons: 11
Coding region: 1-1911 (636 amino acids)
Biological process (GO): mannan biosynthetic process
Cellular component (GO): Golgi apparatus
Molecular function (GO): alpha-1,2-mannosyltransferase activity
Source: RefSeq, a predicted model, not a curated record
AUGCUUCCGCUCAACAACAUGGAUUCCUCUUACACUGAGUCGAACCUGAGAAAACCAACGAUGUCCAACUCGAUUUACUCCGCACUGACCAAAUCUAAUCCGAUCUUCAAUCACCACAGCGGAAGUAGUGGUCACAGUCCUGGCUCGGCGCGGAAUAGGAAAUACUUCAUCAUUCUAUCGAUCUCAUUCUGCUUUAUCGUCUACAAAUUUCACUCCAUGAACUCUCAAAAUACUCAAGCUGAUGUCGAUGGAACUGUCCCGAGCCAGCUCCAUCGGGCGGAAAAAACGACAGCCACAAAAGCUCAUCAAGCCAAUCGAUUUGGAUAUCCAGGGAAUAACCGACAAUCAUCAAAAUCAGGAGACCAUCAGUCAUCGAAUCAAUCCACGAGGAAGUGGACUUUUUGGCAACUACCGUCAUCCUCAACAUGGUUCUCAAAGUAUCAAAGUCUAGCCGCGGAUUUAACUCACUCCCUGAAAGGCGACAGUCCAGCCCAUUGGCAAUCCCCGACACCCCCUCUACCAUCUGAUUCUCCACUGUACCUACGACUUCAAGAUUGGAAGUCGGCGCCGAUCCCUGAGCCCGCGCUCUGGGUCCAAUUCAAUCUCCAAACUUGUCCGGACGACCGCGUUGGAAAGAACGCCAAUUAUGAUUUGCUAAAGAGAGCCCAUCUGAUGUGGGCAACGAUGAAUUCAACUCAUGUGCGAAACAAACGCGAAGAAAUGAUUCAAAGUCUAGAAGAAUUCGAAAGACUCGGGUUGAUGAACGAAGAUCAUUAUGGCCAAGGGAGGGGAAUAGUUUUCACAGCUGGAAACGUGGACACUUAUUCGCGAGUCUUCUUGACAGUAAGAAUGUUGAGGGAACACAUGAAAUGCCAAUUACCCGUCGAAGUCUUUAGCUUCCCUUCCGAGAAGCCAGAUCAAGAUACCCGGGAGGCGAUGGAGAAACUCCAUGUGAAGUUUCUGACCGUCGAAUGGGCCGAGAAAGAUGUCCACCGCAACAAGAAUUUUCACAUCAAAGCUUCUGCGCUGGUCGCCUGUUCUUUCCGAGAACCUUUGUAUCUCGAUAGUGACAAUUUGCCAGCUGUCUUGGAACCAGGAACGCUUGAGUCACUUUGGGAAUCUAAAGGUUACAAGAAACUCGGGGCAUUAUUCUGGCCAGAUUAUUGGAAGACUCACGCAGAUGUACCGGUAUGGUUAUUGAUCGGUACUCAAUGUCGGGAUGAAUGGGAACAAGAAGCUGGACAAAUGCUGAUUGAUAAAUCCCAGCAUCUGGACGUGUUGCUUUUGGCGGAACACAUGUUGAAAGACUGGAAGUAUUGGUUCCAGAUCUCUGAUGGUGACAAAGACGUGUUCAGAUACGCCAUGCUGGCGUUGCGAAAGCGCUGGGCUUUGCCCGGUAGAUAUCUGGGUGCUGCUGGACUUUCAUGGAACACACUCUCUGGGUAUUGUGGUCAUACAAUGUUGCAGCACGACGUCAUGGGCCGGCCUUUAUUCAUUCACAUGAAUUUGCUGAAGCAAAUCCCAAGUGGAAUAACCCGAGGAACAACAUUUAAACGAACCAGAACCGUGAACAUCAAACUGAUUGGGAACGAAACUGAGGCUGAUUAUGGAAUAGAGGCCGACAUGUUGGCCAAUGCUGAUGAAACCGGGAGAGCAAUCUUGGAUGCCCCACCUCCCGUUCGGAGACGAGCAGCGUUGGAAAGAGGGCUCCAGCCGUUUUUGCACGGAGGUGGAAACACAGCUAUCUGUGCAGAUAUCAAAUGGAAAAACCCAGGUCUGAAGCCCACCGAGGACGUCCCGAAAUGGGAUAAUCCCACUGAGAUCGUCUCCUGGAAUGAUGACUCUCGAUUGAAAGCUUUUGAAGACCGAUACUAUGAUAUGGGCGGAAGCACCACUGCAGUUGGGUUCUGA